Acanthamoeba castellanii str. Neff is the source of this 3654-nucleotide messenger RNA. RefSeq lists its product as uncharacterized. The transcript is spliced from 7 exons. The coding region runs from base 1 to 3654 and encodes 1217 amino acids. The record is from RefSeq and is a predicted model, not a curated record. NCBI's taxonomy places the organism in Eukaryota, Discosea, Longamoebia, Acanthamoebidae.
AUGGUCAACAGCGGCUACACGCUCCAGACCCUGCGGCUCGACCCCACGAUCGGACUGAGCCCGGUGAUGGCGAGCGACGGGAGCGGGUUGACGAUCGGGUACCACGUGACGGCGACGGUGCUGGGCGACACGUUCACGCGGGCCAACGUGCUCGUGCAGCUGUGGCACGGCGGCGUGGGUGUCACGGGCCGGCUCAUCGGCACGGUACUGGUGCCGCGCGUGAACGGCUCGACGACCGAGACCAAGAGGUCCGAGGUGUCGAUCUUCUGGGAGACGCGCAACCCGGCGCUGUUCGGCAAGCAGGAGCUGCACGCCGUCAUCCUGCACUCGGGCUUCUCGACCGAGGCCGCCAACGUGAUCUCGCACGUGUCGCACACGGUGAGCGUGGCGUGCUACGGGCGCGUGGACCAGUGCGGGGUGUGCGGCGGCAACAACGGGACGUGUGCCGGGUGCGACGGGGUGGCGCUGUCGGGCAAGGCGGUGGACGCGUGCGGGGUGUGCGGCGGCAACGGAUCGACGUGCUGCAUUCCCAAGCCGACACAGGCCCAGUGGCACUACGUGCGCAUCGAUAACACCAACAACGGCAAUAACGGAUCUAGCAUCGCUCCCAGCGACUCGUCGUCGUGGUCAUCGAUGGUGACGCGGGCGCGCGUGGGCGACCUGGUGGUGUGGGAGAACCUGCUCAACUGUGAGGUGAAGAUCGUGAGCGGGGCCUACGACUACAAGAAUGCGCCGGCGCUCGAGCUGUCGCGGUUCAAUCAACAUGGCCACGCUGCCGAGCCGAGCGACCUGCUCGACGAUGAAGCCGUCGAAGCUUUCCUUAAGGAAUACGCAUCUAUGAUGCAAAUCAAAGAUUUUGUGGAGCGGCCCACGUCUUCCGCGGCUGUUGCACCGCCCGCAACCGACUCCACGUCUGCCUACCUCCGUCGGCGAUCCACCGCCGGCGACCAUCAGUCGCAGCAGAACCAGCAGAUCACGGACCUGUUCCCCGGCUGGCGCAGCCAACAGGCUCAGGACUUGGGCGUUGGUGAGGAAUUCGUGAUGGGCGGCGUGUGCUGCGCCCAGGAGGUGGAGGCCGAUUACGACUCGACAACGAUAAUGGCGGAAGACGAUGACGGCGAGCCGGCCGAUCGCCUGCAUGAAGCCGGAGUCAGGCGUUCUCUGCGAGUGUCGGUGGUCGCCGCGCUUGUCGAAGCGCAGCUGCGGCUUGAUCGCCUGACGACGCUCGCCAACUCCACCGGCGUUUUCCUACACCCAGUGGAAGAGGUCAUGUCGCAAAGGACCGCCAAGGCAAGGUUUGAGAAGAAGGAGAUCUCGCCCGCUGUCCGCUGCCUCUGUCGUCGGUCGUCGUCGGACUGUUCCGACCUGACCUGCGUCAACCGCCCGUCCCCGGACGCCGGGUUCCUCUUACCAGGGCUCUACCGCUUCGCUCCGAUCAUGGCCCAGCUCGACGGCCCGUCGGCGGUGCUGGCGCCGGGCGCGGCGAGCAUGCCGCACAGGUUCUUCAGCCCGGGCCUGUACGUGUGGCACGACUCCAACAACCCGGCGGUCCACGGCGUGGUGCUGGUCACGCCGCCGGACCUUGUCGUAGACGAGUGUGGCGUGUGCGGCGGCGACGGCACCUCGUGCCGCGACUGCCAGGGCACCCUGUUCGGCCCGGCUCAGGUGGACGUGUGCGGUGUGUGCGCCGAUCGGACAGCGCCAGGCUACGCGCCCAACCCGGCCAUCGACUGCGCCGGCGUGUGCAACGGCUCGGCCAUGAUCGACGAGUGCGACAUGUGCUCGGGCGGCACCACCGGCCGGGUGUCCAACGCACAGAUGGACUGCAGCGGUACCUGCCACGGCACCAGCGUGUUCGACUGCGCGGGAACGUGCAACGGCAACGCUGUGCGCGACUGUGCGGGAAUCUGCAACGGGGACACUCGGAUCGACUGCUUCGGCGUUUGCGGUGGCCCGGCCCGAAUGGUUAUCUUCCAAGGUCAGCCUCCUACUUGCAUGAGACCAUACGGCCAACGUGACCAGGCCACGACGGGGGAGCAGGAGCAGGAGCAGGAGACGGAGGAGGAGGAGGAGGAGGAUGAGAAGAAGGCAGUGAGUUGCGUGGAAGACGGGGCAGUUGCGGACUGCAAGGGCGUGUGCAACGGCCCGGCGCGCCUCAACCCGUGCGGCUUGUGCGUGGCGCCGGCCGACUACGACCGGGGCGAGGGCUACUGGGUGGACUGCGCCGGCACGUGCCGCGGCACGGCCCACAUCGGCGACUGCGGCGUUUGCGUCGGCGGCCGCUCUGGUCUUUCGCCCAACGCGCACAAGGACUGCCAAGGGACGUGCUUCGGCAACGCGACGCGCGACCAGUGCGGCGUGUGCUUCGUGGAGGGCGACGGCCAUGUGGCCAAUUCGGGCAAGGACUGCACGGGCAUGUGCGGCGGCAAGGCCGUGGUGGACGAGUGCGGCCAGUGCGUGCUGGGCACCACCGGGCGCGAGUUCAACACCGCCAAGGACUGCGCCGGCCAGUGCUUCGGCGGGCGCCUCCCCACCGACCCGGCGUGCGUGUGUGAGCGCGAGAAGCUGGACAAGUGCUUCGUGUGCGGCGGCGACAACUCCCAGUGCGCCGGCUGCGACGGCGUGCCCAACUCGGGCGCGGUGCACGACCUGUGCGGCGUGUGCGGCGGCGACAACACGACGUGCUGCUUCCUGCCCUUCGCCCAGGCCACCGUCCUCAUCCGCGACUUCGGCACCGUGCUCCUGCCCGUCGGCGCGCUCGACGCCGGCGAGACCCUGCUCGUCACCAACCUGCACGACAACAACGGCUACACGUUCCGGCUUGUCAGGCCAGUGGACAGCGCGUCGUCGUCAAGAAAGCUCAAGAUCGUUGCCCAGUACCCCAGGUUGUUGCCGGGUAACAGCCUCAGGGUGGUCGUCACCGAGCCGGGCGAGUACGUGCUCCAAUCGGCCGAAAGCUCGGCCGUGUCGGUCCGGUUCAGCGUGCGCUUCAACCGCAAGAUCAGGGACAGCUGCGAUCGCUGCGUAUACGCCGACGCCGACGCCGACGCCGACGCCGACGUCAACAACGACAACAACCGCGCGGCGUACGACCACUGCUGCGAGGUCAUGGAGGCCAAGGACGACGUGCACACGUGGUUCGAGACCACCCACUUCCACGCCGCGGCCGACCCGGCGGUGGUCACCCGCGUGGCGCCGCGCACCGGCGCCUACCGGAGUGCGCCAACUAGGCACCUGCUGCGCCUGCUGGAGCCACAGGUGGUGGAGUGGCGCGCCGAGGGACAGCGGCUGGCGGUGGGCGACGUGGUGGUGAUCGAGAACCGCGACCUGCUCGACCACGUGAUCUCCAUCACCGGGCCGCAGCCCAUGCCCGACGUGGUGCUUGACCGCGGCACGGUGGCCGUCUCUGGGCCGGUGCUCACGCCGGGCACCUACCGCGUGGUGUCCCAGAACAACCUCAUCAACACCACCUUUACGGUCGAGUUCGCCUUCGCCUGCACGGUCCACGCCCAUGAGGAGCUGCAGCCAGCAGGGCGGCACAACGCGGUGGUAAUGGGCCUCCUGGCGGGCAGCUUCACGCUCGUGGCGCUGUUGGCUGCAGUCAUGCUUUAUGUGAGGGUCUGGAGGAGGAAGGAAGCCACCACAGGGUUGUAA